AUGUCAGAUACGCAUCCUCUGCCGCGUAUCAGCAGUUGGGGGCUCCACGCAAACUCAACUUACCUCUUGGUCUUUGUUGAUCUCGACGUUCUGUAUGGUGAAAACCUAACUGUUAUUCUCCAUUGGUACCAGCCGGACAUGGCAAUGCACCACCCGGAUCAUCCCUGGGUAGAACCAAGUGGGCGUGGAAAGGGCCAACACGGGGAGCACAUAGCGGAGUAUAUUGCCCCUCAGCCCCCAGCAGGCUCGCAUCAUCGAUAUGUCUAUCUUGUGUUUGAGCAGCAUGAAGAAUACACUUUCCCCGGGUGUUUCAGGCACAUUUUCCCAAAAACAAUGGACGCAAGGGCUGGGUUCAAUCUCCGGCAGUUCGUAGAGGUUACUGGCCUCAAGCACCCGGUGGCUGGGAAUUACUUCUUUGUCAAAAAUGACGACGCUGCAACGGGGACGUUGACAAGCACCGUGUCCACCACGAGCCCAACAACAACGUGGGUGAGAUCGGCACCCUGCACUCAGCCGGUGAUUGCAACGGCUACAACUCUAUUAGGAGUUCAGCAGCAGCAUGUGAGAGGGACGCGAGGUCGGCAGACUAUCAUGUAG
Molecule: messenger RNA, 597 nt
Organism: Aspergillus puulaauensis
Lineage: Eukaryota; Fungi; Ascomycota; Eurotiomycetes; Eurotiales; Aspergillaceae
Product: YbhB/YbcL family Raf kinase inhibitor-like protein
Exons: 2
Coding region: 1-597 (198 amino acids)
Biological process (GO): regulation of Ras protein signal transduction; regulation of proteolysis
Molecular function (GO): phospholipid binding; peptidase inhibitor activity
Source: RefSeq, a predicted model, not a curated record